CCUGACUAGCUUCAUUCCAGGUGGAAUCCAGAGGAAUUAAGGAAUCUCUAUCUUUUUUUAAACAUUAUUUUUUGGUCAUUUCCAAACGUUAAUCAUUGGAAACAAAGAUCAUUUUCUUCCCCACCACACCUCCUCCCAACCUCUUCCAUAGCCGACGCAUCGUUCCACUGGGUAUCACAUGUGUUCUUGAUUGGAACCCGUUUCCAUGUUGUUGUUAUUUGCAUAAGAGUAUUCAUUUGAGUCUCUCCUCAGUCAUAUCCCCUCAACCCCUGUAGUCAAGCAGUUUCUUUUCCUCCGUGUUUUUACUCCCACAGUUUAUCCUCUGCUUGUGGAUAGUGUUUUUUAUAUCCCUGUAGAUUGUUCAGGGACAUUGCAUUGACCCUAAUGGAGAGGUCCAUUACCUUCGAUUAUACCACAGUGUAUCAGUCUCUGUGUAUAAUGAUUUCCUGGUUCUGGUCCUUUUGCUCUGCAUCACUUCCUGGAGGUUGUUCCAGACUCCAUGGAAUUCCUCUACUUUAUUCUUUGAGCACAAUAGUAUUCCAUCACCAACAUAUACCACAAUUUCUUCAGCCAUUUCCAAAUUGAAGGGCGUCCCCUCAUUUUCCAAUUUUUGGCCACCACAAAGAGUGAAGCUAUGAAAAUUCUUGUACAAGUCUUUUUCCUUAUUAUCUCUUUGGGGUACAAACCCAGCAGUGCAAGGCUGGAUCAAAGGGCAGACAGUCUUUUAUCACCCUUUGUUUCCCUGGAUAUCCUUGAUCCUUUCUUUUUCCAAAUGAACUUUGUUAUGGUUUUUUCUAAAUCAGUAAAAAAUUUUUUGGAAGUUCAAUGGGUAUGGCACUAAAUAGAUAAAUAAGUUUCGGUAGGAUGGUCAUUUUUAUUAUAUUGGCUCGUCCUACCCAUGAGCAGUUAGUGUUUUUCCAAUUGUUCAAGUUUAGUUUUAGUUGUGUGGAGAGUGUUUUGUAGUUGUGUUCAUAUAGUUCCUGUGUUUGUCUCGGGAGAAAGAUUCCUAUGAAUUUUAUUUUGUCAAAGGUGAAUUUGAAUGGACUUUUUCUUUCUAGUUCUUGCUGCUGAGCUGUGUUGGAAAUAUAUAGAAAUGCUGAUGACUUAUGUGGGUUUAUUUUGUAUCCUGCAACUUUGCUAAAGUUGUUGAUUAUUUCAAUUAGCUUUUUGGUUGAAUCUCUAGGAUUCUUUAAGUAGACGAUCAUGUCAUCCGCAAAGAGUGAUAACUUGGUCUCCUCCUUGCCUAUUUUGAUGCCUUCAAUUCCUUUAUCUUCUCUAAUUGCUACUGCUAGUGUUUCUAAGAUAAUGUCAAAUAAUAGAGGUGAUAAUGGGCAUCAUCUUCACUCCUGAUCUUAUUGGGAAUGCAUCUAGUUUAUCCCCAUUGCAGAUGAUAUUAGUUGAUGGUUUUAGAUAUAUACUGUUUAUUAUUUUUAGGAACGACCCUUCUAUUCCUGUGCUUUCUAGUGUUCUUAAUAGGAAUGGGUGUUGUAUUUUAUCAAAGGCUUUUUCUGCGUCUAUUGAAAUAAUCAUGUGAUUUUUGUUGGCUUGCUUAUUGAUGUGGUCAAUUAUGUGGAUGGUUUUCCUAAUAUUGAACCAGCCCUUCAUCUCUGGUAUAAAUCCUGCUUGAUCAUGGUGGAUGACCCUUCUGAUCACUUGCUGGAGUCUUUUUGCUAGUAUCCUAUUUCAUAUUUGUGCAUCUAUAUUCAUUAAGGAGAUUGGUCUAUAGUUUUCUUUUUCUGUUUUUGGCCUGCCUGGCUUUGGAAUCAUUACCAUGGUUGUGUCAUGAAAGGAAUUUGGUAGAACUCCCUCUUUGCUUAUUAUGUCAAAUAGUUUGUAUCGUAUUGGGGUUUGCUGUUCUUUGAAUGUUUGAUAGAAUUCACUGGUGAAUCCAUCAGUCCCUGAGGAUUUUUUCUUAGGAAGUUCUUUGAUGGCUUGUUGGAUUUCUUUUUCUGAUAUGGGAUUAUUUAAGAAAUCUAUUUCUUCUUCUGUUAGUCUAGGCAAUUUAUAUUUUUGUAAAUAUUCAUCCAUAUCACCUAGGUUGGUAUAUUUAUUGCCAUAUAGUUGGGCAAAGUAUUUUUUAAUGAUUGCCUUAAUUUCCUCUUCAUUGGAGGUGAGGUCCCCCUUUUCAUCCUUGAUGCUAUUAAUUUUCCUUUCUUCUUUCCUUUUUUUAGUUAGAUUGACCAGUACUUUGUGUAUUUUGUCUGGUUUUUUCAAAGUACCAGCUUCUAGUCUUGUUUAUUAGUGCAACAGUUCUGUCACUUUCGAUUUUAUUAAUUUCUCCCUUAAUUUUUAGGAUCUCUAGUUUGGUUUUCUUCUGGGGGUUUUUAAUUUGUUCGUUCUCAAGUUUUUUGAUUUGCAUUUCCAAUUCCUUGAUCUCUGCCCUCCCUAAUUUGUUAAUAUAUGCAUUCAUGGAUAUGAAUUUUCCUCUAAGUACUGCUUUGGCUCCAUCCCAUAAGGUUUGAAAGGAUGUCUCACCAUUGUCAUUUUCCUCAAUGAAAUUAUUGUUUCUAUGAAUUCUUCUCUAUCUAACGGAUUUUGGAGUAUCAUAUUAUUUAAUUUCCAAUGAAUUUUUGAUUUGGCUCUCCAUGUACCCUUACUGAUAAAUAUUUUUAUUGCUUUAUGAUCAGAAAAGGUUGCAUUUGUUAUUUCUGCUUUUCUGUAGUUGAGUGCCAUGUUUCUGUGACCUAGUAUAUGAUCUAUUUUUGUGAAUGUGCCAUGUGGUGCUGAGAAGAAGGUGUAUUCCUUUUUGUCCCUAUUUAUUUUUCUCCAUAUGUCUAUUAACUCUAAUUUUUCUAAGAUUUCAUUCAACUCUUUUACCUCUUUCUUAUUUAUUUUUUGGUUUAAUUUAUCUAAAUUUGAUAGUGGUUGGUUCAAGUCUCCCACUAAUAUGAUUUUACUGUCUAUUUCCUCCUUCAGUUCUCCUAGUUUCUCCAUUAGAAAUUUGGAUGCUAUACCAUUUUGUGCAUACAUGUUGAUUAGUGAUAUUUCCUCAUUGUCUAUACUCCCUUUUAACAGAAUAUAUUUACCUUCCCUAUCCCUUUUGAUCAGGUCUAUUUUUGCUUUGGCUUUGUCAGAUAUCAUGAUUACAACUCCUGACUUCUUUCUAUCAGUUGAGGCCUUAUUCCAUCCUUUAAUUCUAACCUUGUGAGUAUCAACCCGCAUCAUAUGGGUUUCUUGAAGCCAGCAUAUGGUAGGGUUUUAGGUUCUAAUCCAAUCUGCUAUUUGUCUAUGUUUUAUGGGUGAGUUCAUCCCAUUCAUGUUCAAAGUUAUAAUUGUCACUUGUGGAUUUCCUGGCAUUUUUAUAUCUUCCCCUAGUUCUGACCUUUCUUCUUUAGCUAUAUCCUUUUGAACCAGUGAUUUAAUUUAGGUCAGUCCCCCUAGUUCCCUCCCUUGUUUUCAAGGUCUGUGACCUUUUCAGUGAGAUAUUUUAUGUUUUCUUCUAAUUCAUUAAUUUUUUGGCUUUGCUUUAUUACUUCUUGCUGUUUUGCAAGCUCACUGUCUUCCAGUUGCUUAAUACUGGUCGUUAGGGACUGGUUUUGCUUUUCAGCUUUGUCUCUCCUUCUAUUAGAUGCUUCCAGCUCUUUCUCCAAUUGUGAAGUCUUGUCUGUCAGACUGCUGAUCUCUUUCUCCCAUUUUUCUUUCCAGAAGUUUUCCAUCAUUUGGAUAAGCUCCAAUUUGAGUCCUUCCAGAGCUUGUGGAUAAUUUUCAUUUUGGGAGGCAUGUUUUGAUUUUGUUUGGAUUUCAUCCUCUUUCUCUUCUUUUCCUUGGGUGCUCCCGCCAUAAAAGUUUUCAAUAGUCACUUUUUCCACCCUUUCUUCUUGGAGGCUUGAUUUUGGACCGUGUGAGCCAUUCCUUUGGUGGUUUUAUUCCCCUUUCCUUUUUGGUCUGGGGUCUGGGUGAUAUGGGUGGUUUUCUGUGAAUUUAGGUUGCCUCAGACUUGUUCUUCCCAGCCCCUGAGGUUCCUUAGAGCGCAGGCCCCUGUGUUCAGCAUAACCACCCCUGUGCUUAGCAAGAGUACCCCUGUGUUCAGUGCGCGGCAGCUCCUGUGCUCAGCGCGGCCUCCCCUUUUCUCUGCUUGGCCUCUCCUGUGUUCAUCGCAACCCCCCUGUGCUCAGCCUGGCCACCCCUUUCUCAGCGCAGCCUCUCCUGUGUUCAGAGUGAGGCCUCACCUGUGCUCAAUGCGGUCGUCCCUUUGCUCAGCCGAACCUCCCCUGUAUUCAGUGCAGGAUUCUCCUGUGAUACCGCCCUGAGAGGUUGUUUCCUAACAGUCUUUAGAUCCCAAGAACCCUGGUGUGCCCCCCCAGACAGAGACAUUCCUCACUCACUCUCUGUACCAGUGAGUGCUCUGAUAGUUUACUCUCAUUUGUUGGGGGAGGUGGGGGGGUGUAGGGUGGCUCAGUUCACGUUUUUGUGCAAGCUUUUCCUCCUUCUUAUAUUGUGGAAAUGUUCAAGCGCCAUGUACCUUCAUUUCUGUGGGGUACUGGAGAGUUCCUCCAUUCUUCCAAAGGUGAUUUUUAUGGGCUUUUGAGGUAGUCUAUUUCAUUGGGAAACGGGGAGAGGAAGAGAUUCAUGGCUAGAUUGCAGCCUUGUUUACUCCGAAGUCAACUAGGAAUCUCUAUCUUGUUAGACUUGAGGUAUCCUUUGCGGUAAUGUCAUCAGAGCAGAAAUUUUCCUCCUAAAUCCCUUCCUUUUACCAUUUCUUAGGUGUAGUCAGUAUGCAUUGAGCAAGUGGCUGCUCUGUGCCAAGCACUGUGCUAACCUCUUGGGGAUGCAAAAGAAGGACAUAAAAUUGCACUAUGUUAUGGGAAGAAACCAUGUGAGCAUCUAUGUCUAGAAAAGCCAAAUGCAGUAUAGAUGGGAGCCUUCUGAGAGGGAAGGACGUAAGAGAUUUAAGGAUCAGGAAAAGCUUGUUUUUAGAAGGUGAGAUUUGACCUGAGAUGGAAAGGAAGCCAAGAGACCCAGGGAAGGAGGGAAGACACUCCAGUAUAAGAGACAGUCAUUGGAAAGGGACAGAGUGAGGAAAUUGAGAGUCCUGGUCAUGGAUCAUCCAGGAGGCCAGUGUCCCUGAGUGAGAGAGACAGUGGAGGGGAGGAACGGUCAGAAACUUGGAAAGGGGGUCAGGGAUGGCUAGGUGGUAUCUGCUGUUUGCCACUAGCCCUCUCAGUAUGUAAGUCAUUUAUUCCUGUUGGGAGAAUUGUCAUUGUCCUUGUAUCAAGGGUUACCAUAAAACAAAGUAAUUGUUGCUUGUUUGGUUCUAAGGUUGACACUCAGCCAGACUGAGGCAGCAGCACAAGAGGUGGACAGGUCCAUGACAGUUUUUGUAUCCACUCAAGAAAAUGACCCACAUGUAGGGUAGAUGAAAAACAUUUGGGUCCCUCACACCUAGAGAUCACAUAUUAUGUAUGUAGUGAUUUGUCUUGUGUGUUUGUUUUCAUUUAGGCAUUUUAGUUGUGUUUGACUCUUUGUGACCCCAUUUGGGGAUUUGUUGGUAAAGGUCCUGGAGUUUUUCAGAGCCACAGGUAGCUAAGGGCAUGGGCUGGGCUUUACUCUCUUCCUAUUGGCUGUCUCCAAAGUCCUUUUCAGAACCUUCUUAUGUGGCUUCAGACCCCUCAGCUUGGCUAAAAUUGCUCCCACCAAGCUACCAGUGACAUCUCUCUUUACAAAGCCUCUAUGGGCUACAUCACUGCUUGUUGAGUAUGGGUGCAGAAAUUCCAGACCUCGUUAAACUAAGUAGGGUGGAACAAUGUAGAGUUCCUAGGACUUGAUUUUGUUAGACCAAGUAUCUCCAUUGUUACAAAUCAGGAAAUAGCUAAAUCAAAUCUUCUAAAGUUUGGUCUGAGAAGGGUGGAGUAAUUUUAAAAUUGGCACUUCACAAAGUCCCUAUGAGCUACAUCACUGCUUAUUAUCAGUGUGAACUCUAAGAUCAACACUGCCUUCUCCCACAUACACUAUGUUGCAUGAAUUUUCCAGGUCCUUGGUAGCCGCUGCCUAAAUAAGCCAGUUCGGUUUCCAAAUAGACAGGUACACUGUGAUCUAUUCUUCUACCAAGACUGUGACCCGAUUAAUCAGUGAUGGCCAUGUGUCUUAAACAUCCAGGAAUGGCAUAGGGAUAGUCUCUUCUCUUGACCUCCAUGCCCAUUAUCCUGAUAUAAUUCAGGAGAUCCUAUGGAAAAGGAAAAUUUUGUAAAUUCUUAUGAAUCUACAAAAUGAAAGGGAAAGUACAAGUUGUUUUAUUGUUCAGAAAUUUUAUAAUAGAAGUGAAGGAAGCUUAAAGUGAAAUAUAGAUUACAAAUAGAAGACAAAUCAUAUGUUGAAAACAUAAACAUACUUACAUGAGGAUAGCAGUAGGUCUAAGCCUGAGCAAAUACAUAAUCCACACAUAGUUUCUGGUGGGAUAAUAAAUGCAAAAAUCUGACUUUAACAUUCACCCUACUGUGGAAUUAACAUCGGAUUCUUGAGUGGUUAUGGCACUGGAAAAGUUCCACUGGGAAUGCUGAAUCUAGAAAGACUUCUUUUUGGAAAGAUUAUGGUCCUAGCAACAGAUUAUGUCUGCCUAAAGACCAAUCUAGCUAAUUCUGGUCCUAGAAACGUAUGUUAAAGGAACCAGAGUGGGUAAUUUGAUGAAAUUAAAUGCUGAUAGAAGCAUGGAGAAAUAGGCCUAAUAUUAGAUUGCUAGAGCAACUGUGAAUUGAGUUUUAGAAAACAGGAUGGAAAUAUACAUUAAAUGCUGUAAAACCAUUCAUGCUCAUUUACCUAGGAAUCCAAUUACAAGGAUUCGGCAUUAUUAAGAGGACAGGAAGCUGUGUGAAAAGCUGUAUUAAAAUAUUAGUGGAAGCUUUGUUAGUAAUUACAAUGAAUUGGAAUUAAAACAAAUGCAGUGAUUGGAAGAAAUGUUUGAAUAGAUUAGAUUAUUUUAAUGUAAUAGAUUAUACUAUGUUAUUAGAAAUGACAGAUAUUGAAAAUAUUAAGAAAAUAAGGGAAAUAGAUGAAAAGAGAGUAAUAUAAUUCAUUGUAUGAUAAGAUUUCUUUAAAAGCUACAAAAUCAGUUUGGAUGAAUAGCUGAUUCUUGGUUAAAGACCCAACUCUCUUGCCUUUCUGAAUAUCAUGUUCCAUGCCUUUCGGUUGUUCAGUGUGGAAAUUUCAAGGUCUUGUGUGACCCUGAUUGGCAUUCCUUUAUAUCUAAAUUGUCUUUUUCUGAUUUCUUGUAAGAUUUUUUCUUUUGCUUGAAAGCUUUGGCAUUUGGCAAUUACAUUCCUGGGAGCUGUGUUUUGGGGGUUUAGUGUAGAGGGUGUCCUGUGAACUCUUUCAAUGCCUGAAUUUCCCCCUUGCUCUAGAAUCUCCGGCAGUUUUCUUGGAUUAUGAUAUCAAUAUUACUGUUUAUUUCUGGUAGACCCAAUGAAUCUCAGAUUGCCUCUCCUUCCUCUGUUUUCCAUGUGUGUCACCUUGUCAGUGAGAUAUUUUAUGUUUUCUUCUAAUUCCUUAAUUUUUUGACUUUGCUUUAUUAAUUCUUGCUGUUUUGCAAGAUCAUUGGUUUCUGUUGCUCAAUUCUGGUCCUUAAGGCUUGAUUUUCUGCUUUGAUCUUUUGGCAUUCAGUUGUAAUUUUUUGGUUCUCUAAUAUAAUUUGUUGGUUUUCCUUUUGAACCGUUUCCCACUUCUCUUUCCAGAGGGCUUCCAUUUUCUCAUGAUAAGCUCCAUUUGAGACUUCCAGGCAUUGUAGACAAUUUUCAUUUUUUUUUUGUUUUUCCUUUGUUUGACUUUCGUCCAGUAUUUCCUCUGUACCUUGGGUUUUUCCUCCAUAGAAAGUUUCGAGGGUGACAGUCUUCUUUUUUGAUUUCUUGCUGGGAUUUUGAGGCUUCUGUGCACAGCCAUUUUUUCUGGAUGUUUUCAGUUCCCUCUUUAAUCAGAAAUCAGAGUCUGCAGAGCAGAGUUUUUUUUUGUGUAUGGAGUUAAUGAGCAGGGUCUCAGUUUUCCUCAGUCCUUUGCAGCUUUUCUCAGUGCCUUCCUCCAGGGGGCACUUGGUGUCUGCUCUCUCUUUCCCGCCUCGUUUUCUGGUUUAGUUACUUUUGGGGGUUGGUCCCCAGCCGACCAGAUUAAUUCCCAAGGACCCUAAAAAUGGUCCCUGUUUGUUCCAGAGGGAUUCCUGUCUCACUCCCUGACUCUGGCGGGUGCACUGGCUCUGGGCACCUAAAGUCUGCUCUCUCUCAUGUCUUGAGUUUUUCUGCCUAGCUGCCUUUGGGGGAGGGGGAUCCCCUUGCUGUCCUAGUCAACUCACAAGGGCGCAGAAGUGCCCUCUCCUUGCUUCAGAGGCGCCCCUUGCUCGUUCAUCUCAGCGUGAGCUGGCCCCGGCUCUGGCCCUGUAGUUGGGGUGGGGCAGGCUGGAUCCUGUUGCGUUUGCGUUUUGGAACACUGGAAGACAGUGUGGGAGAGAUUAGGUUUGGAUCAACACCUCACACCCUACACCAAGAUGAACUCAAAAUGGGUGAAUGACCUGAAUAUAAAGAAGGAAACUAUAAGUAAAUUAGGCGAACACAGAAUAGUAUACAUGUGAGACCUGUGGGAAGGGAAAGACUUUAAAACCAUGCAAGACAUAGAAAGAGUCACAAAAUGUAAAAUAAACAAUUUUGAUUACAUCAAAUUAAAAAGGUUUUGUACAAACAAAACCAAUGUAACCAAAAUGAGAAGGGAGGCAACAAAUUGGGAAACAAUCUUUCUUCAUAACCAAAACCUCUGACAAAGGUUUAAUUACUCAAAUUUUAUAAAGAGGUAAAUCAAUUGUACAAAAAAUCAAGCCAUUCUCCAAUUGACAAAUGGGCAAGGGACAUGGAUAGGCAGUUUUCAGAUAAAGAAAUCAAAACUAUUAAUAAGCACAUGAAAAAGUGCUCUACAUCCCUUAUAAUCAGAGAGAUGCAAAUCAAAACAACUCUGAGGUAUCACCUCACACCUAGCAGAUUGGCUAACAUGAGAGCAAAGGAAAGUAAUGAAUGCUGGAGGGGAUGUGGCAAAGUAGGGACAUUAAUUCAUUGCUGGUGGAGUUGUGAAUUGAUCCAGCCAUUCUGGAGGGCAAUUUGGAACUAUGCCCAAAGGGCGAUAAAAGAAUGUCUACCCUUUGAUCCAGCCAUAGCACUGCUGAGUUUGUACCCCAAAGAGAUAAUAAGUAAAAAGACUUGUACAAGAAUAUUCAUAGCUGCGCUCUUUGUGGUGGCAAAAAAUUGGAAAAUGAGGGGAUGCCCAUCAAUUGGGGAAUGGCUGAGCAAAUUGUAGUAUAUGUUGGUGAUGGAAUACUAUUGUGCUCAAAGGAAUAAUAAAGUGGAGGAAUUCCAUGGAGACUGGAACAACCUCCAGGAAGUGAUGCAGAGUGAAAGGAGCAGAACCAGGAAAACAUUAUACACAGAGACUGAUACACUGUGGUACAAUAGAAUGCAAUGGACUUCUCCAUUAGUGUCAACGCAGUGUCCCUGAACAAUCUGCCGGGAUUAAGGAGAAAAAACACCAUCCACAAGCAGUGGACAAAUUGUGGGAGUAAAAAUACCGAGGAAAAGCAACUGCUGGACUACAGGGGUUAAGGGGACAUGACUGAGGAGAGACGCUAAAUGCAAAGACCAACAACAUGGAAAUGGAUUCGAAUCAAGGACACAUGUGACACCCAGUUGAAUCGUGCGUCAGCAAUGGGAGGGGUGGUGGGAGCCGGGGAGGAAAAGAAAACAAUCUUUGUCUCCAAUUAAUAAUGUUUGAAAAUGAACUAAUAAAAUAAUGUUUAAAAGGAAAAACAAAAAGCUACAAAAUCAAGAGAAAAAAGUAUCAAAGUAAAACAAAUUCAAUGAGAAGUCAGAAGCAAAGACUGUUUUCUUGUUAACAAAUACGUAAAAUUCAUGUAUUUGAAACAAAUUAUAAACAUUGUGAAGUUUGCCAUUUUGUACAUACUUGUUUUUCAUUUGUUUACUUAAAUUUUGUUGUUGGUGCUAUGAGUAUAUAAUUGAAAAAAUGGGGGGAAAGUGUGUACCAUCUGUUUUCCAUGGAUCAGUUUGAUAACAUAAAUGAACUCUUCCAGGUAGCACAGUUUUACCAGAUCUGGCCACUCUCUUGUCAGUUAUCCCUCAAUCUGCCUCUUCACUCAUUCUCUUGACCCUUGGUUCCCGAGGUUCUAGAGUCCCUAGGCUAUGUUUAGAGCAUUUGUUUUUUAUAAAUGAAUUCUUGUUGAAAAUUAAUACUGAAUUAUGAUGUUUUUGUGGAAUAAUUUCCCCUUUAGCCCCCCACGCAAGUACCAAAGCCCACUCUUCCAGUGUGUCCCCUCCCAAGGCCAUGGAAAUACGUUGGAACCUGCUUUGUUUUGUUUUUUUUAAACAAAAAAAAACUAAGAGCAGGGUUGGCAAGCCAUGGUGAACCUUGAACCAUUUUGAGAGAAUGCUAGGCCAGCCACAAGGCCGAAUAAAGUUUGAACUGGUAGCUUUCUUGUAUGGACAAAGCCCUGCUUCUCCUGUAAUGAAAUAAUGAGGGAGCAAUUGAAGCUUCUGAGUCCCCUCUUCAUUGGCUGUUUAUGAAUCAGCGAUCUCUUGGAAUGUACAGGGAAAGGACUGAGUAGUGAGCUGAAGGAAAUAGAUAGAUAGAUAGAUAGAUAGAUAGAUAGAUAGAUAGAUAGAUAGAUAGAUAGAUAGAUAUUAGAAUUCUAACACAUUAGAAUGUCUUGAUCAGUCAAUUAACUAAUUUAACAUGAAGAAAUUCAGUCUCUCCAGAAUUUCAAUCAUUACAUUGUCAGUGUCUUUCUUAUGAAUAAGCUCAUCCCUAACCUCAUUUAAUAAAAUAUAUUUUUAAUUAAAAAUAUUUCUCCUUUUCCCAUCAUAAUUACUCUUCUUUCAAUGUAAUUAAAUAUUAAAAAUGAAUGGAUGUCAUUCACAUGAAAUUAAUCACACAGAAAAGACAUAAAAUGUAAAAUAUUUUGGCUAAGACACAUCAAAGCCAGUGUUUCCUCAAAUCCUCAAUAUGACACUGGAUAUCUCUUCUUCACUUGGAUGGAGACAGUCUGAUCCCAUGUAGAAAACAAAUUAUGUGACUUUUUUCAGUAAAGGAAAUAUGGUGAUUUGUAGCCUUCAGGAAAGUCUCUACCCAAUCCCCCCACUCCUAAUGAGAAUAACAGGCAUGCUCAGAAAAGCUAUGAAUAUUAAAUUAUGUUCCCUUAAGGUAGAGUGAACUUAUUAAAGCACAUGUGACAUGACACAGGAGGGGUAAAUAUGACUAGAGGAGAACAUAUUAUAGGUGUGUUGGGAAGUUGUACACCUCCACUACCAGUGGAGAAAGGAGGGAGGACUCUGUGGCCAGGUAUGUGGAAUAAAAGCUUGCUGUGCCAAUCCAGGUAUGUGCCUACUUGUUGGAGACCUGCUCUUGCAAGAACAUCUUAAUAAAAUACCUUCCUUCUUCACUGUGGUUUUCCAUUGAGUUCUACAUAAGACUAUUGUUUCUCACAAUCUAGAUAAAAGUAUUUCAACUUUUUUUGAAAUUAAGUAGGAAAUUCCUUUUUCUUUAUUUUUCCUUAUUAAUGAUUAGUAAUGUUUUUUACCCAGAAUACACCAUACUUGCCCCCUUCUCACAAACUCUUUACAAAAUGCUCUUACUAGAUCAAUUCUGACGUUUGUGAUGAGGAAGAAUUUCAGAUCAUCUCUCUUUCUCCUCCACAGAAUCUCAUACUUUACAUAUCAUCUCCCUGAUUCCAUACGGAGAAACAUUUCAAAGUACGACACUUCUCCAGGUUUUACCAUUCCAACAUGAUUCUCACUUCAGAUACAAAUGCUUUUCUCAGUAUUCCAUUAGGCUCUGAAUGACUGCUCUCCAGUGCUAGCUCUGAUGCUAUUCAAGGUUAAAAGUUUGGGGUAAAUCCUUUGUGUGCUUCAGUUUCCUCCUAUGUGUUGAUGAGGGUUGAUGAUUUCUGAAGUCUCAGCUCUAAAUCUCAUGACUUUUGCUGAUUUAGGAGUCAGUAACGUUCCAGGAUGUGACAGUGGACUUCACCCAGGAAGAGUGGUGCAUGUUGGACUGUUCUCAGAAAAAGCUGUACAGGGAGGUCAUGCUGGAGAAUGUGCAGAAUCUGCUCUCUGGCUGCCAGUUCCCAGAGAAAAUUUGUUAUCCAGUUGUCAGCAAGGGGACUCACCGUGGUUGUUAGAACAAAAAGGCACAAGGAUCUUCUGUGCAGAUGCAGAGAUCUGUUUUGAAGUGAAGGAGAUAACUACAAAGCCGAGCCUUGUUGUGAAAGGAUCUGGCAAGCAAGGAUUUAUAAAUGAGGAUCCCUAUGAUUUCAUUUUGAGAGAAAGCUAUGAAUCUAAUAUCAAAGUAAAUAAAAAUCCAGAUAGUGACAGUGAAUUUUAUGGAAUUGCAAAGAAAUUCACACGAUAUUCAAUCCUAAAUCAAUAUAAGAAAAUAACCUCUGGAAAUAAUUAUCAUCAGAAUAAUGAAUACAAGUACUUCCCUGAAAAAGAAGAACUCCUUCAAUCCUAUGUGAAACCUCCAGAAAUACCCAUAUAUGAAGAUUAUCCAGAGGAAAUGGCCUUCACUUGGAGUUCCAUCCGCAUUAGACAUCCAAAAAGUAAUCCUGGAGAGAAGCUUUCUGUGAGUAGUAAAUAUGGGAAGUCCUUCUAUCAGAAUUCUGAACAUGCUCAAGAUCAUAUGAUCCAUACUGGAGGGAAACUUUGUGAAUGUAAAGAAUGUGAAAAGGCUUUUAACCAAAGGGAUCAUCUUGUUGCACAUCAAAGAAUCCACACUGGAGAUAAACCUUGUGAAUGUAAACAGUGUGGAAAUGCUUUCACAUGGAGGGGAAAUCUUGCUGAACAUCAAAGAAUCCACACUGGAGAGAAACCUUAUGAAUGUAAGCAGUGUGGAAAGGCUUUCACACAGAGGGUCAGUCUUGCUGAACAUGAAAGAACCCACAGUGGAGAGAAAUCCUAUGAUUGUAAAGAAUGUGGGAAGUCUUUCACAUUGAACUCACAACUUGCUAAGCAUCAGAGAAUUCACACUGGAACAAAACCAUAUGAAUGUAAACAGUGUGGUAAGGCUUUUUCAUGGAGAAACGGUCUUGCUGUACAUCAGAGAAUCCACACUGGAGAGAAAACUUAUGUAUGUAAACAGUGUGGAAAGGCUUUCACAGCUAGCUACAGUCUUUCUGUACAUCAGAGAAUCCACACUGGAGAGAAACCUUAUGAAUGUAAACAGUGUGGAAAGACCUUCACACAGAGCUCUGCUCUUACUGAACAUCAUAGAAUCCACACUGGAGAGAAACCUUACGAAUGUAGACAGUGUGGAAAGGCUUUCACAACUAGCUGUGGUCUUGGUGCACAUCAGAGAAUCCACACUGGAGAGAAACCUUAUGAAUGUGAGCAGUGUGGAAAGGCUUUCAGACAGAGGGGAAAUCUUGCUGAACAUCAAAGAAUCCACACUGGAGAGAAACCCUAUGAUUGUAAAGAAUGUGGGAAGACUUUCACAUUGAGCUCACAACUUGCUAGACAUCAGAGAAUUCACACUGGAACAAAACCGUAUGAAUGUAAACACUGUGGUAAGGCAUUCACAUGGAAAAGCAGUCUUGAUGUACAUCAAAGAAUCCACACUGGAGAGAAACCCUAUGUAUAUAAACAGUGUGGAAAGACUUUCACAGGUAGCUACAGUCUUUCUAUUCAUCAGAGAAUCCACACUGGAGAGAAACCUUAUAAAUGUAAACAGUGUGGAAAGACCUUCACACAGAGCUCUGGUCUUACUGAACAUCAUAGAAUGCACACUGGAGAGAACUCUUACAAAUGUAAAGAGUGUGGAAAUUCUUUCACAACUAGCCAUGGUCUUGGUGCACAUCAGAGAAUCCACAUUGGAGAGAAACCUUAUAACUGUAAAGAAUGUGGAAAGUCGUUCACAUUUAGCUCAAAACUUGCAACACAUCAGAGGAUUCACACUGGAAUGAAUCAAUAUGAAUGUAAACAAUGUAUAAAAUCAUUCACAUUUAGCUCCCAACUUGCUAUACAUCAGAGAAUCCACACUGGAGAGAAACCUUAUGAAUGUAAGCAGUGUGGAAAGGCUUUCACACAGAGGGGCAAUCUUUCUGCACAUCAAAGAAUCCACACGGGAGAGAAACCCUAUGAUUGUAAAAAAUGUGGAAUGGCUUUCACUUUUAAUUCACAACUUGGUAAACAUCAGAGAAUUCACACUGGAACAAAACCAUGAGAAUGUAAACAAUGUGGAAAGGCUUUUACUCAGAGAGAUGGUCUUGAUGUAUAUCAGAGAAUCCACAAUGGGGAGAAACCUUAUGAAUUUUAACAAUGUGGAAAGGCUUUUACAGCGAGCGGCCAUCUUGCCAAACACCAGAGAAUACACACUGGAGAAAAACUAUGACUGUAGUCAGUUUGGAAAGGUUUUCACAUAUACCUCCAUACCUGCUAAAUGGCAGAAAAAUCCACACUGGGGAAAAACUUCAUGAUGGUCAUGUAUGAACCUGAGCUUUUAGUUGUUAAUCAUAGCUUAUUUAAGAAUAAUCAAUUUAGAUUUAAAAAAAGUCAAAUUCUCUAAGCCAGAUAAUUAGGUGUAUUGGGAGAGGGCCUAAUCCUCCAAUAAACUGGACUACUCAUUAAUAUUGGAAGACCCCAAGUAAUGUGAGAGACCUUUUAUAACCUCUAGAAAUAGUCAAGUUUUACUUAAAAGUACAAAGAAAAGUGUAAAACUAGUCAUACCCUUCAAAGGAUGAGGACAACCAGCAACACUGUUCAUUGGCUAGUUCAAUUAGGAAGCAACCCUUAUUUGUCCAUAGUUAGAUCAGCUAAGUAGAUCUUUUGACCAUGAUGUAAGAGUCAUUUGAUGAUUAUCAGGGGACAAGGAUUUUCUCCGGAUAAGGAUGGGUGUUAAUGGAUAGCACUAUGUCUGUUCAUGAAACUAAGGUCAAAGCAAAUGAUGACUCAUUCCUGAGCACAAGUUAGGUGCAUGUUACAUCAACUCAAAAGGGUAGGGCUAACUCUAAGGACUAAGUUAAAACAGUUUAAAAACUUUACUAAAAUAUAAGUGAAAAACCCUUCUAAAAUCAUGACUUAAUAUUAUCAUAGAACUAUAAUUAUGAUUAUCUGAAAGCUAUUACUAACAUUAAAAUCUCACCAUGUCUAAGAGGGUAGGGGUAUUUUCUCACAAACAGAAGAGAAUUCACAUGGGAGAGAAAUCUUAGGAGUAUAAGUAAUUUAGCAAUAACCACUUCAUUCCCAUUCCCAAGGAUUCCUAUUAAUUAGAAAUCUUAGCACUCAUGAAUGAGGAAAGACAUUCAAAAGGAGUUCAGAGCUUGCUAAAUAUAAGAAAAUGUCUUCUGGGUUGCCAUAUAUGGAUUCCCUAUGGGACGAUUUUCAUCAAGAGAUUAUCUCUUACAUGGUGCAGAGAAGUUUAAUGAAUGUGCUCAAGGGGAAUGUGUUUUUCUCUGGGGAAGGGUGAUGAUAAUUAAUUAGAGAAAUACAAAUUAAAACAGCUCUGAGGUAGCACCUCACUCCUAUCAUGUUGGCUAUUAUGACAGAAAAGGGAAAUGAGAAAAUCUGUGCGAAAUGUCGGAAAAUUGAGACACUAAUGAACUGUUGAGGUAAUUGUGAUCUGAUUCAACCAUUUAAUUUAUUUGUUUAUUUUUUGGUUAUAAUAGCCACUUGAUUUCCCUCCAUCCCCUCCACCCACCCUUCCCAUAGCCAACAUGCAGUUUCAUUGGGUAUUACUUAUGUCCUUGAUCAGAACCUAUUUCCAUGUUGUUUGCACUAGGAUGUUCAAUGAUUCAACCAUUUUAGAGAGAGUAAUUUGGAAGUAUGCGUAAAGAGCUCUAAAAGUCUUCAUACCCUUGAACCCACAUUAUCAUUACUAUGCUUGUAUCCCAAAGAAAUAAAAAACAAAAAGGAAAAAGGAGCUGUCUGAACAAAAACACAAGAAGCAGCUCUUUUUGUGGUAGUAAAGAAAUGGAAAAUGAAGAGAAAUACAUCAAUUGGGAAAUGGCUGAAUAAAUUGUGUUAUGUGAUUGUACUGGAAUACUAUUGUGAUAUGAUUCAUGAGAAGCCAGAGAUCAGAAAAAGCAGGAAAGACUUCCAUGAACUGAUGCAGAAUGAAGUAAACAGAAUCAAGAAAACACUGAACACGCUGAUAGCAAUGAUGAACAGUAUAAUGAACAACUCUGAGUAUAACUUAAUUAUUCUUAGCAAUAUAAUGAUACAAAAAAAACCCCAAAAGACUCAAAAUAAAAUUUUUCAUUCACUUCCAGAGAAAGAACUGAUGGAGUCUGAAUCUGGACCAAAGAAAUUUUUUUUCACUUUAUUUUUUUUAUUUGAGUUGCCUUCCACAAAAGCAUUGCUAUGGGAAAGUACUUGACAUGAUUGCACUUGUAAAAUUUUUACCCUUGGGUGGGAAGGAUGAGAAAAAUCGAGAUUCAAAGAAAAUAUUUUUAGAUGUAGGGUAUUGUGUUUGCAUAUAUUUGGGGGGAAAGUAAAAGAUUACAUGGGGGGGUUGGGAUGGAGGAAAGAAUAGUAUGAUCAGUAGAGGACAGUAUUCUUCCUGGAUUGAAUGAGUUUGAACACAUCAUACUGUGGUUAAAGUUUAAUGUAUCUAAUUCACAGGGGAAAGCCUCUUGCUGCAUACAGAUCUUUAAAAAAACAAGCAAAAAACAGUAUAUGAGAAAGAUUUUGGAAGGGAUCUAAGGGACUGAACCCCUACUGUUCAGACCAUUAUGUCUAAGGACUCUGAUGCAGUCAGCUGAUCUCUGGGUCUGAGCAGAGAUCCAACCUCUGUGAUGAGGUAAUAAGGGAAAAGUUGAGGUCUCUAAAUCCAUCUCAUCUCUUGAAAUAUCAAUCAAGCAGGACUGUCAGGGGACAUCCUACAGUUGAGCUGUCAAGCUAAUAAGAGACAAGACACAACUUCCUUUAUAAGUAAGAGGCAAGAUGCUUUUUUCACUUUUCUUUUUUAUUUAAUUUUAUUUAUUUAGUCAAUUUAAAAUUUAGAAUCAUAUUCUUUCCCUCCCUCCCCUACCACCACCCUUCCCAUACCUGACGCGCAAUUCCACAAUUUGUUCAGCCAUUCUCCAAUCAAGGGCAUCCCUUUAUUUUUCGUUUUUUUGCCACUUUAAAGAGAGUGGCUAUAUUUUUGCAUGGACAUAUUUCCUUAUUAUCUCUUUGGGGAACAGACCCAGCAAUGGUAUGGCUGAGUCAAAGGGCAGGCAGUCUUUUAAAGCCCUUUGCACAUAAUUCUGAAUACCUUCCAGAAUGAUUGGAUCAGUUCACAACUCCACCAGCGAUGUCUUAAUGUCCCAGUUUUGCCACAUCCCCUCCAACAUUUAUUAUUUUCCUUUGCUGUCAUAUUGGCCAAUCUGCUGGGUAUGAGGAAAAGAGACCAUACCAAAGGUGGGCUGGGAGGUCAGAGGGGCCUGGAUUAAGAAGAGGAGCCUCCUCACAGGCAGGAUGGGAAGACAAGAGGGUGUUUUUCUUGCUAGAUGUAACUAGAUUUAGAAGGAAGAGCUGAAGGAGUCAAGCCAGAAUAGUCUGAAUCUAAAGAUGUAAUAACCUCUUGGCUCAAGGACAAUGAUGGCAUCGUGUCGGGGGUUUUCUUCAACCAAACUACUUUCAGGGGUGGUGGAUUUGGUUGACUUGUGUGAAUAAGGGGAUGACCAAGAACAAAGAGGAAUCUGAAGUUUGAAGAGAUGCUUCAGCAGAAGAGCAAAUGGAAUCUUUAUCAGACCUGUGGGGAAAGGGAGAGAGUUCCAUCCAAGUUCAAAAGCAGUUGGAGCCAAAGAGAAAAAAAUCUUCUUAUCUGGGACUCUGGAUCUGGGUGGAGGAAGUACAAAUCUCAGAAUCCUCUUGCUUGAAUUGAAUGAAGAUCCCAGUUAUCUACUGAAGCUAAUUUUGGGAUCAAGACUCUUUCCUUUAGGGGAACUCAGAGCUUAGCUCUGAUCAAAUCCUCAAGAGUUCUAUUAGGAAAGAAGUAUUAGGAACUUUCCUCUUCUUUCAACAACCCUACACUCCAAUAAAUUAGAGCUAUGCCAGAGAUUGAUUCAGAGUUUGUGUAGUAGGAGGGGAAUUUUAAUCUAUCAAUUCAGAAGGAGGCUGUGGGAGAACAGACUUAGUCUAGACUGCCUGACUCCAUUGAUAACAACCCAGCUCAGUGAAAGAAAGAGGAAGUGCCACAUAGAAUUCAAUCUCCCAACAACUGUUCCGUGAUUCCUUCUCUUCUAAGACCCCCUCUCUAUUACACUUGUGAAUAUGAUAUACCUAUAAUAGCCAAUAGGUAUACCCUUUAGAAUUCUUAUAGUCAAUUGCCACUUUUAGUUAUUUCACAUGAACCAGAUCUUGGCCAACUAAAGGAUUUACUACUCAUGAUUUACACAAUCUCUUUGCUUCCUUCUUUGACAUACCAUGUUCUUUUGGGAAAUUAGGAUCAUCCCAAGAAUUUAAUAGUUUGUUCAGGGGUGAACAUGGAGGAAUCUUUCCUGAUUUCUUCUGAUUUGUUGCAGUAUUUCGCACAAUGUCUAGUCUUUUGACCCUGAAUUUAGAAAAAAAGUCUAGUCUUUCUGUCUAAAUCUAUUUAGGAAAAUCCCUGGGCCUUUUUGCCCUAUCUGAGUGAGGCUUCUGCUCUCGCUGCUACUGCUGAAGAGUUCAGUAGCUGUGGUACAAGUCUGUUACUGUAAGGGGCUGUUUUGGCUAUUUCUGAAUGGGCAAUUCAAACAGUGAAAGGAUCCCAAAACAUUGGGAAAAAAACUUGAGACACAACUUCCUUCCAUUUUAUUGUAUAAAACAACCAAGCUAGAGUAGGAGUAAAUAAGAACCCAAUACAAGCAGUAGUAAUUGUUGCCAGGCAAUAGUGCCAAUAAUAAAUAUAUAUCAAUUAUUAUUGUUGUGUGAUGAUGUUUGAAAUAAUGAAGCACUGAAUUAGCAUACUUCAUUAAUAUUGUGUAGAAUUAGUUUGGCUUAAUUUGGUUUUAUUAUUUGUUUUUAUUCCAUUUAAUUCAAUAGUAUUUUUAAUUAUUAAUAAUUCUUUAAUUAACUUGAUUUAAUCAGGUUAAUGUAUUCAGUUAUAUUUGAUUCUAUUAAAACCUUUAAUUGCC
This is a messenger RNA of Monodelphis domestica (gray short-tailed opossum), 19060 nucleotides long. The record is from RefSeq and is a predicted model, not a curated record. NCBI's taxonomy places the organism in Eukaryota, Metazoa, Chordata, Mammalia, Didelphimorphia, Didelphidae.